UGGACAAGGUCAGAAAUGAGUAUAUCAGAGGGAUAGAUCAGCUUGAGCAAGGGUCAAGGCUGCGAUGGACAUGUGCAGAGGAGGCUUAGUGGACAUAUUGGACAAAGGACACUGAAUAUAGAGCUACCAGGCAGACGAGGAGGUGUGACAGAAGAGGAUGCUAGAGAUGGAGACAGAUGAUCUAUUGUGGUAAACAAACAGAGGAAGAAAUGGAAAGAGACAGGCGACAGAUGGGGAGAGUUUUUGUAGCACGAGGUGAAGUCUUGUAACGACAGUGCUGAGAAACCCGAGUAAAUGGAUUACCACAGUUGGCUGCGGGGUGAGAUGCUUUAUUUUUAACGUGAGAGGAACGGUAGGUAAAGAAAUAUGAUACUAAACACAACCUCAGCCUUCUUGCCUGUGAGGGGUAAGUUGAUCCAGCCGACACACUCGAAAAAAUGAUUCUUUGUCCUCAAUAAACAUGAAGCACUAAUUUUGAGCAGAAUACUACUGAAAUAGAUAAAAUCAAAUGUUUAUUUUGUCAGAUAAUGACUGUAUUAUUUAAAGGUUGGUUGAAAAUAAGAGGAGAAAGCACAAAGGGAGUAACGUUUUUGUUGUUUAGUCCGAGGUAAACAUGUUGCUGAACAUCUUGUUGGACUAGUGCACAGUGACUGUGGUGCUCAUGGUCAGAGCUGGGUUACAUCAAUGCUUAGAUUCAUUCACUGAAUUCCACCUUCAGACCAACUGUAUACUCUGUAGUAUAAAGACAGUCUAAGCAGUAUUCUGUCAGUGUAGAGGAUGGAAAUCAGCCAGUACUCAUGAAACAUCUGCUUGCAUCUUGUUGAAUUCAGCUGUGCACAUUCACAAAGAGCAGCAAACCUAUUCUAUAUUUAAAAUAAUAAAUAUGCUGUUCAUUGUUAUGAUGCAAUAUGAAUUUUAGGAAUUUUAGGAAAAAAAAGUGCUUCUGACAAACCAGAGCAAAAUUUUUGCCGAAGUUGCGACGUAAACGCGAUAAACAGGCAACAAACAAAGCUGAUUUAUAGAUUAGUGGAGAAAACACAAAGAAAUAUAUCUACUCCAAAAAUAAAGCUAGAUUUUUUUGCAAUUAUGAAAAGUCUAUUUUUAUUUACUGUGUGACACUUUAGGUAUAUCCCAACCCCAGUCCCCAGUAAAUAUAUAUAUAUGUAUAUAUACAGCUGAUCACCAACAAUUCAUUUGCUCCUGCAGACUUGUUGCACACUACAACAGACUUGUGCUGUAUUUAAGAAAGCUAAUCUGUAAAUCAGAUUGGGAGCGUCCACAUCAAUCUUCGAUGAAUCAUGUGUUCAAGUGAAAAGCCACCGGACCAUCUGGACCAUCUGGACCAUCUGGCCUUGAAGCCAUGAUUCCUCCUGAUGGAAUGUGACCUGGACUCGGAGUGCAGUGAGGAAGGAAAAGACGGGAGAGGCAUUCGCAGCUCUCUGUCACUGGAAAUCUUUGGCCUGCAGAGGGAGCAGCAUGUUUACUUCUCCAACCAGGAGUACUACAGGAGGCUGGAGGAGCUGAAGAGCAAUCACCUGAGGAACAUGGCUGAGUUGGAGAGGAUGUACAUCAGCCAAGGCAAGGAAAGGCAUGGAGGGGGCGAUGACGCACGUCUGGGAAGAAACAAAGAGGCCAGGCAGCUCCUCAGUGGCCCUGCCAGGAGACUCCAGAGGAUCAAUUCCCAGGAGGAGCUGGACUUCCAGGAGUCAUCAAGUGGCUCGGACCAGUCGGAGCUCUGUGGAGAGGACAACAUGGGGGAGCUGGACUGGACUCUUAGCCAGGAGCAAAUUUUUGAGAGAGACGUGCUGCUGAGCCCAGAGAGGAUGGCAAGCCAGAACCGGUUUCGGUUCCAGCCCAAUACCUCCUGUCCGAAACCGCAGGCAAGAGUGUCCAAUCAAACUGGUGCCAGAAUUCUGCCCAACUCCAAGGUCACUGUUCCCAAACCUUUCCAGAUGAUGCUAAGAGAAGAGGAGAGGAAGAAGCACAAAGUGCGCACACGUUCAGAGAUUGAGCUGGAGAACACGCUGCUGAGGCAGGAGCUUGAAGAGCUCCGAGAAUGCCAGAAAAAGUUCCGGGCGUCACCUGCUCCGGCACACAUACACCUGCCUCUCUAUGAAAUUCUCAGCCGUCGCAAUAGUCAACGGUCAAACAAAAGCAGAAGCAACACCAAGAAUAACAGAAACAUGGAUGCUACAAGCACCCAGACCUCUACUGCACUCUCACCACAGCCUUUUCAGUUUUUGGAGAGAGAAAGGAGGAAGAAGGAGGCCAGGAUUGUGGCAGAGCUUGGAAAGUUUGGUGAGAGAAUGGAGCGACAGAAUUUCAAGGCAAAGCCAAUGCCCACAUCUAUUUAUGGCACCAGACACAGAGAGGGCACCAUGACCACAAGCCGUGGUUCCCACACUCAAAUCUUCUACACAAUGGAAAAAGAAGCUGAGAGCCAAAGUGAUCAAAGCUCAGACCUGGAGCUUGAUAUGCACCAAUCCGACUCCUCUCUCGACUCCUGCAGGUCCCAAAGAAGUCCUUCUUCCAAGCCAAUGAAGAAGCAAAUACAGCUGUCCAUUGAGAUGGUGAAGGGGAGAGAGACCCCUAACACGGAUCCCAGCGGCUGCAACAUCUGCUCGUCUCAACAGCUGGGUGGCUCAGAGCUUCUGCUCAGUAACAAAGGUGUUCUCAGUGUGUGACAAAGUGUUUAAAACUGACAGCAAAAAAGGAGACUAGGAGCAGCUACAUCUACACUGUUUUUGAGUUAGUUUUACAAUGCAGGCAAGUCAACAUGGUUUCUAGUUGCUCUUGAUCAAACAAUAAAACACGGUUAAAGAAA
This is a messenger RNA of Oreochromis aureus, 2824 nucleotides long. RefSeq names its product protein FAM161A-like. The transcript is spliced from 6 exons. Gene Ontology annotation, cellular component: cilium. The record is from RefSeq and is a predicted model, not a curated record. Bases 1374 to 2684 code for a protein of 436 amino acids. NCBI's taxonomy places the organism in Eukaryota, Metazoa, Chordata, Actinopteri, Cichliformes, Cichlidae. Gene Ontology annotation, biological process: cilium organization.